Molecule: messenger RNA, 1413 nt
Organism: Stylonychia lemnae
Lineage: Eukaryota; Ciliophora; Spirotrichea; Sporadotrichida; Oxytrichidae
Source: the annotation of a GenBank genome assembly
AUGGAAUGGGAAUAAGUAUUAGAGAGUAUCUCGAUAAAGGAAAAAUGGACUAAAAACUUGAAUAAGGAUAUUCCUCUUUUUAUGCAAAAUAAUUCAAAUAUUGAUAUAAAGAGAAUAGUACUAGAUCAGCCAUUAUCUAAUCUCAAGCAUAUGGAAAACUGGGGCAGCAUAAAUAAUAUGAGACUUAUUAAGUGUGAUGAAAAUGAAUUUCUAGCGAUAGUUGACAUGAAUGGUCAAGGUCGAAUGUUAUUCUUAAAUAAUCUAGAUAGAGAUCCAAUGAAAUUUAGUAAUAUUAAUGUGUAAAAAGAUGAUAACUCUACUUGGAGUAUCGAUGGUUCUUAGUAGUUACCUCCAAGAAUUGUAGUUGGUUCAAACACUUAUCAAUGCACAGUAUAUGAUAUGCAAAGUAAUGAAUAUUAGACAAUAAAUGCUCAUUCUCAUAAUGUACCUUGUGUAAGUUUUUCACCUUGUGGAAAAUUUUUUGCAAGCACAAGUAUUGACAAGACUCUGAGAGUUUGGGAGGAAAGAUAAAUUGAAAAAGAUGGAGGAAUUAAAUAAUUCUAUAGAUGUGCUAAGUAGAGUAUACCUAGUAAUGACUGGGGUUGGGCAGUGUAGUGGAUCAAUAAGAAUUCUUGUGAUUUAAUCAUCCAAAAUAAUCAUAAGUAAUUGGAAAAGCCAUAAGUAAAUAAUAGCAAUGUACAGAAGCAAGCUAAUUAAGCGGUAAAUGAUUUACUAAGAGGAGUACAAUUAAGACAUUUAUAAACUGCAACGAUAGGUGAGACUAAUCAAUAUUAAUAUCAAGAUGAAUUGCUAGAAGAGUAUCCUGAUUAGCUCCAGCAAUAAUAAUAAAGCAGAGAUUAAGGUUUAGACAGUGAAAGUAGUGAUGGUGAUAUGGCAGAAGAAAUCUUUAGUACAGCUGUUGUGUAUGAUUAACCAGUUGAAAUAGGAACAGAAACAUCAAAUGAACAACUAUUAGAUAAAUACAUUUUACUUCAUUGUGCCAAAUUAGAAUUUUCUAUGAUUGAUGUAUCUAGUGGGAAAUAUUUCGCAGAUUCAGCUUAGGAUAUCCGAUACCAAAAAAAUUCUCAAGAUUACAUGAGAACCAUAAUGAAAUAGCAAAUUUAAAAUCAAAUGUAUUUUGAAGAAUUGGAACUUAAUCAAGUUAUCAAUAUGAGGAAUUAUUCAAGAUAUCUUUUUCUAGAAUUUAUUGAGGAAUUUUCCUUGAUUUUGGUGGGUAAUUAAGGUUCUUAUGACUUGCAUUUGUUCAAAUUAAUUAACACUCUUGACAAUUAAUAAGUUAGUAAGUUUAAACUUUAAAGAGAAUAUGUUUACAAAGAAUUUACAUCCUAGACUCUUCGAGUAAUCUAAAUAUACUAGAGAUAAGGCAUUCUUAAAUAGGAUAAAAUGGAUUGA